UAGUUUCAUUAGUUCAUUCUGUACUAUAGUGGAAGUUAUUUUAUUUAAUUCAUUGUUUAUGUCAUGUUUUUAAAGUGCUUCAAACUUAGACUUCUCACCUAAAAUACAGACCUGAUUCUCACAGUCUUUAUGAUAGUAUUACUCAGAAUAAUUUAAAAAAUAAAUUUAGGAAUAAUGAAGAGUAGGUACUAUCUAGAAGAACUUGCAAGUGCUUGCAUCCUUUCACAAAGCAACUCAGUGACUUCAGUCACUUACUGUUUCCUUCUGUAUCUGCGGAGAUAAUGUUGAUUCCAGUAAAUUUGCUGGUUGGAACUCUGGGAAUAUGGGCUCAACCAGGCACAACUGUCAUGUUGGAAUUUAGGCAGUUACGGAAAUGGCUAUUUCAUUCAGAACCUCAGUAAUUGUGUCUUUUCAAUAAGGUAGUAACUUAAAACUCAUUUCUCUUAGGAUACAUCUGUAGACAGUCCUUACUUUUCUACAGAUUUCAUAUUAGCUUAAUGAAAUAUUAAAACAGUUGUAAAACUAGAUGACUUAUAUGCUGUGUGAAGCUUCAUUUUCUUUCUUUUGGAAAAAUAGUAAAAAUGGUUAGAGAAAACAUUAGUCUUCAGAAUACAUAUUUUAAAGGAUCAGUAAGUGAGUUAGUUUUAAGAAAUACUGGGUUGACUUCUGAAAGUCACAUUCCCUCACAGAAGUGUCUUGUGGUUACAUGUUGCUAGCUACAAAACUUGAUUUUCAGAAGUCAGUCCAAUAUUUUUAAAACUUUAAGUUCUACAGGUGGCAAGGUGUAUUAACAAGGGAACAUACAAGGAAACUUAAAAAUGGUAACUGGACUGGAAAGGAAUAUUGUACUGUGCAUCGAUCUGUUCAUACUCUUAAUUUUGUAGGGAUUGCUUAGCAGUGGGCUAGCUGUAAUGGAGUGAGAUUAAGAAAGAAGUACAGUGGUCAGCCAAAGAAGCUUUCUACCCAUGCAAUGUGUAAAGUUCUUGCAGUGAUUCCUGUGAAAGUCAGAGAAGCAAUAGCUCAGGAAAAAAACUUAGACUGGGCUGGAUGAACAAUGCUUCACAUUCAUAUUUUACCUCUCAGUAUCUUGGCCUGAUUUACAAAUACUAGGCCCAUCAAGUACUGUAGGCAUAUCUCAGACUUGUUACCAGCCUCUGGAAAAGAAAAUGGCAAGGGAGCAUGGGCAGAGAUGGAAGUGCAAAAAAGACAACUGGCAGCUAUGGAAGUUUGUGUUUUGACUCCAUCACCAAAUAGAAGUGAUUUUUUUUUUUUUUCCAUUUAAAGGAGGUAUUCAGCAUCAGUGUUGCAUAUGAAAAACACAGUGCAACUUGUUAAAAUUUAAAGUAUUCCUUGAAUAGUGAGUGGUUCUUUGGGGAAUUUGUGAUUGCUUGUAAAUAUUUUUGGAAAGGUAAUAUUCAGACCUUUUUUGAUUUGACUGGCCUUACUUAUGGGGUAAAACGAGGUGAAAUUUUAAGAGAGCUUAUGUGUGAGGAAACUGGGUUGUUGUUAAGCUAAGAUGGUAAUGAUUUUUAUAUCUUCUUGUUACAGAUAAGUUAGUGUUACAUUUCUUGUGAUUUCAGACAUCAUCUUUCUCUGUAAUGCAUCUGCAUAUUUAGGGAUGACUUGUGUUAAAAGUGGAAGAAUAUCAUUAAAGUAUAUAGACAAAUUUUAUUUUACCUUAUCCUAAGUGCAUGUGUAAGCAUCAGUGUUUCUCUCCUCCAGUUUAAACUGAUCUUUGCAAAAUGGAUAAAGUUUCAAAUUGCCACUGCAAAGAAGAGUAAAGGUUGUUUCUGUGAUUUCCCUGAGAAAUUCUAUAUGUUAACUUUAAAAAAUUUUUUUAAUCACUUGAAUUUCAUUGAUUUCAUCUCUGUCUUGCAGUGAGAUACUGUUCUUGUAAGUAUUUUUUCCCCUUAAGGUUUUGAUACAUGUCCUCAACUUUAAUAGUAGUUCAAACAUACUUCGUUCAGAAAAGCUGAAAGUCCUAUUCCCUUGUUAAUAGACUACUGUACUGCUGUAGUUGCACCAUUUGUAAAGUGGGUGCAAUAUACUAACCUUUUUUCAGAAACCUCUGAAAAGUUAUAUAUAAUGUUGCUUUCUCUGUCUAGAAUGAAUUGGUGACUUUAGUAACCUUUUAUUAUUUUGUCUUCAAAUUGGUAAAUAAAUCUGUUUUUCUGGUUUCAGUGUGAACUUGCCCUGGAAAUGUCUGGGCUAGAGUUUAACUCUUCUCCGUAAGAGGUAGUGCUGAUAUGUGUUAUCCCCAAGCUUUGGAUUAUUCUUAUCCAGGGUUUUGGUUUAGACCCAUCUUUAGUCUCUAUCAAUCCUAAACAAUGACAAUAAUAAUUUUUUUUUCUUUUUGUUCUUGGGUAAUUUCCAGAAAUGGAGUGAAACUUUUCCUCUAAAGCACGCACCAGAAAUCAUUGUUUAGUUUGGGUUUUUUCAGCAGUUUACAAAUCUGGGGGUAAUGUAGAGAUGUUAUUCUAAUCUAAACCCUGGACAUUCCUUGGAAAAAGAAACCCACAUGAUUUGAUUAGACUUCUCACUUCUCUGCCAGUGCACAGAGACUAGCAGUGUGCUGGAAAGAGGCAUUUCCCAGGGUGAGAGCGACUGAUUUGUACUAGCUCACUGCGUUCAUUCACCAUGGAAGUGUUCCAGCAUCAGCUACUCACUCUUGUUGGGGGUGUUAUCUGUUUCUGUACUCUGGUAAAAUGCAUCAGAUUUAUGAAAUAUAUUUUCCCCCAUAUCUGGAGUGCUUUGCCUCAGACUUUCUUUCGAUCGCUGGGAGAAUGGGCAGUGGUCACAGGAGCAGGAGAUGGGCUUGGAAAAGCGUAUUCCUUUGAGCUGGCAAAACGUGGAUUAAAUAUAGUUAUGAUAAGCAGAACUCUUGAAAAACUGCAGAGAGUAGCCUCUGAAGUUGAGCAGGCCACAGGUCAAAAGGUGAAGGUUAUCCAAGCUGAUUUCACUAAAAAUUCAGUAUAUGAGAAUAUUGAAAAAAGUCUGCAAGGCUUGGAUAUUGGUGUUCUGGUUAACAAUGUUGGAAUGCUUCAUAAUCUUCUUCCAUGCCGUUUCCUUAAUGGACCAGACAUAGAUGAGAACCUUGUCAACUGCAACAUUAUUUCUACUACAAAGAUGACAAAAAUCAUUUUGAAACAAAUGGAGACAAGACAGAAAGGUCUUAUUCUGAAUCUGUCCUCUGGUCUGGGUACUUUCCCUUGCCCGUUAUACACAAUGUACUCAGCUUCUAAGGCUUUUAUAAGCACUUUCUCCAAAGCACUACAAGCAGAGUAUAAGGCAAAGGGAAUUAUCAUACAGGUAGUGGCUCCUUACAGUGUUUCUACACCGAUGACGAUGUACCAAAAACCCGGGCUUAUUACAAAGACAGCAGAAAAGUUUGUUAGUGAAUCACUGGAUUAUGUCACCUUUGGAGAUGAGAUUUUUGGAUGUUUAGCUCAUGAAAUGCUGGCAUGCGUCCUGCAGUUUGUCCCUUUAUGGGUGUUCCACAGUGACAGAAUUCAAGAAGCAGUCCUGCAUGCAUUUACCAGUUACCUGAAGAAGAGGUGGAGGAACCCCUAACAGAGUCAUUUUUUUUCAGAAGACGUGCAAUGUGAAACCGCAGCAGAAUGCAUUUUAUUAUGUCUGUGUGUGUAUGAAUGUGGAAGGAAUCAAAUGAGUUUGAGCCAUAGCUCCAUCCAAAUCACCUAUCAAGUGAUAAAUGUUUUGAUCCAAUUAAUCUAUUAAGUAAAUUCCUUCCUGUCCCUUUCCAAAGACCAUAAAAUUUGCUAGAGAUGUUCCAAUGACUUCUGUAGGCUUCAGAUUGGUUCUAGGAAAUUUAUGUUACUAUUUUAACAUAAGCUUGGAGGCCACAAUAUUUACACUUAUUUGAUGUUCACAAAUAAAAUAAUUUGCUUUAAUUCCAAA
Molecule: messenger RNA, 3915 nt
Organism: Harpia harpyja (harpy eagle)
Lineage: Eukaryota; Metazoa; Chordata; Aves; Accipitriformes; Accipitridae
Gene: HSD17B3
Product: hydroxysteroid 17-beta dehydrogenase 3
Exons: 11
Coding region: 2638-3570 (310 amino acids)
Cellular component (GO): endoplasmic reticulum
Molecular function (GO): oxidoreductase activity
Source: RefSeq, a predicted model, not a curated record